Pseudocercospora fijiensis CIRAD86 is the source of this 744-nucleotide messenger RNA. RefSeq lists its product as uncharacterized. The transcript is spliced from 2 exons. Gene Ontology annotation, cellular component: membrane. Gene Ontology annotation, biological process: vesicle-mediated transport. Lineage: Eukaryota; Fungi; Ascomycota; Dothideomycetes; Mycosphaerellales; Mycosphaerellaceae. The record is from RefSeq and is a predicted model, not a curated record. Bases 1 to 744 code for a protein of 247 amino acids.
AUGGCCUCCGCCGGCUCAAGCUCCGCGACACCCCUCCUCUACGCCUGCAUCGCCUACAACACCACAAUCCUAACCGAACACACCACCUCCUCGGCCGCACAAACCUCAAACCUCGCCUCCAUCCUCCUCCCCAAAAUCUCACAUUCCGAAUCCCAAAAGCUCACCUACACCCACCAAGAAAACUUCAUCCACUACAUCGCCGACGGCCCCCCAUCCUCCUCAAAUUCCGACUCCCCCUCCGCCGCAGGCCUCACCUACCUCGUCGUCGCAAAAGCCGAACUCGGAAAACGCGUCCCGUUCGGCUUCCUGGUCGAGAUCAAGAAACGUUUCCUCGGAGAAUACGACCCCGUGCGGACGAAAUGGUCGAGUUUACCGGCGUAUGGCGCUGCGGCGUUUAAUUCGGAAUUGAAGAGGUUGAUGGUGGAGUAUGGGACGACGAAAGCCGGGCAAGAUGAUGCGGUGCGGAAUGUGCGGGGUGAGAUCGAGAAUGUGAGGGGCAUUAUGACGGAGAGUAUUGAGAGGGUUUUGGAGAGGGGGGAGAGGAUUGAUUUGUUGGUUGAUAAGACGGAUCGGCUUGGGGGCAGUGCGAGGGAUUUUCGGGUUAGGAGUCGCGGGCUGAGGAGGAGGAUGUGGUGGAAGAAUGUGAAGUUGAUGGUGCUUUUGGGGGUUGUGGUGGUGUUUUUGUUGUACUUGUUGGUCGGGUUUGGGUGUGGAUUACCUGCUUGGGGACGAUGUGUGGGUUGA